AUGUCCAUGCCGCCGCUGCUCAAUCGGCUCGACACCGUCGACCGCUGCUUCGCCUUGGCCGCGUUGUCGACGUCCGACUUAGGCGGCAUCAAGCGGAAGCUAGGGAGAGAGAUGAGGUUUCUUGAGCUCUGGUGGGACGAGAUCAGGGAGAAGUUCUAUGGCGAGUUCGGGCAAACUAUCGAACAUGUCUGGUUCCCGAUAGGCGAGAUCAGGCGCCAGUAUCGCACUCUUGCCGCUUCGCAAGACACCGUCGAGAUCCUCCGUCUCAUGGAGAGGAUGCGAGACACGACGCACUCCCUGCUCAAGCACAACACUAGGCCGGGCACGGGCAGCGGCGGCGACGAUGAAAUCGCCGCGGAGCUUCCGCGGCGAGAUGAUGAUGAUGAGCUCAGCCUCAUCUCCUUGCGGGCACAUCUUACAAGCAUCAUCCGUCUUCUCACGGACGCCAUCGUCCACGAGGACGCGUGCGAGGCCAAGCUCCUCCUGGACAAGAUCCGAGCCGACCUUGGACGCCUCGAGGGCGCGUUCAACGACAUCCACCAGAGCGAGAAGACCAUCGAAGGCUCCUUCGGCGCCGUGCAGCACCUCGUCGACGAGCUGCUGCUCGACGCCGCGGCCGCGCCGGUGGCCACCUCGAGCCGGCAGGACCAGCUCAGGUGUCUCAUCACCGCGCUGUCGUCCGUCGACAGAGAGGUCGCCGCGAUAACCGACCGUGUCAACGACACCCUCGACACGCGGCUCAAGCGCUGCCUCCUCUGCUUCGUCGUCUUCCCGGACGACGCGGCGAUCAAGAGGAGGCUGCUCAUCCACUGGUGGGUCGGGGAGCGCCUGGUCGACUCCGUCGACCAAGGGAAGGAGGUGUUCGACGAGCUCGUGUCCUCGACGGGGUUCGUCACGCCACUGCGGCGACCGCACUGCAGCAAGGUCCACGGCUGCAAGAUUCAGCCAUGGGUUCGCGUUCUGCUCGUAGCCUCCUGUGCGCGGAGGAACGCUUUCUUGGACCUCGACGCCAAUGGCAUGCCCAGGGACGACUUCGCCAGGACGCGCCGCGCCUGUCUCCGCGAAGGGAGGACGGUUGCCUCCGGCGCCGGCGCCGGCGGAUUCCGUUGGGACGUGACGACGAUAUACAACGUCGACCGGCGGUACGUCGACCUGGACAAGUCGUGGUUCGCGCGGAAGGAAGAGCUGACCACAUUGCAGCUCGGGACAUGGAGGGACCACGGCUACGACCCCCGCGCGCACCACGUCGAGCUCAUCAACGGCGAGCUCCUGCGCGGCAUCGGCGCCUGUCGGAACAUGAGGUACCUGAGCUUCCGAGGCAUCUCCAGGAUCGAGGCGUUGCCGGACUCGAUCGGCGGCCUGUGCAGCCUCAUCGUCUUGGACCUCAGAUCAUGCCACAACCUCGCGACGCUCGGCGAAGGGAUCAAAUCUCUCGUCUCGCUCGAGUACCUCGACGUGUCGGGAUGCUACCUUCUCGGCGAAAUGCCCAGGGGAUCGGGAAGCUCUCAAAGCUGCAGGCCGGAGGCGGACGAGGUGACGGCGCUCGCGAGCCUCCCCGCGCUCCGGUCGCUGACGAUGACAUGGAGCGGGGUGUCACCGGCGGAGCAAGAUGGUCGAGAUGCAACUGACAAGGUGGCGUUCGCGCUCCCGUCUGAGCUCGAGAAGCUGGACCUCCGGUGCUUCCCGCUGCCGGACUUCCCACGGUGGGCGGAGCCUCACCUGCUGCCGCGCCUGGAGAAGCUGUACGUUCGCGGCGGCAUGAUCACCGGCCUCGGCGAAGGCGGCGGCGGCUCGGCGGUGAAGGUGCUUCGGGUCAGGUUCCUCAGGCACCUCGACUAUUCUUGGGAGAAGCUGCACGACGCAUACGGGAAGCUUGAGAUACUGGAGGUGUGCGAGUGCUCCAACGUGCAGGCUUGGCCUGCUUGUCGUGGUGGGCUUGGGCUUUGGAGGAAGGGAGAAGAUUGCUAG
Molecule: messenger RNA, 1968 nt
Organism: Oryza sativa Japonica Group (Japanese rice)
Lineage: Eukaryota; Viridiplantae; Streptophyta; Magnoliopsida; Poales; Poaceae
Source: RefSeq, a predicted model, not a curated record